Messenger RNA from Rotaria socialis, 360 nucleotides. The record is from the annotation of a GenBank genome assembly. NCBI's taxonomy places the organism in Eukaryota, Metazoa, Rotifera, Eurotatoria, Philodinida, Philodinidae.
AUGACGUCGUACAACUAUGCAAAAUUUACUGAAGCAACUAUUUAUAAGCGUUCCAAAAAGAGUGGGCCACAUUUGGUUGGCCAUUGGGAUGUUAUCGUCAAUGUAGAAGGUUAUGGUAAUUAUCUUAUUCAUAAUACUUCUAAGUCAGGAGCGCUAGCUAUACCUGUCAACAAUUUGCAUCCGCCGUGGACGUCAGUACGUCGAAAUCCAGUUGGCAAGGACAAAACGAUUCGCGAUUGUUUGUUUGUGUCUGGUGGUGCUCAUACAAAUUAUGUUUCAUCAGAAUUAGUUCGAUACAUUAUGGGGCAAACAUGUGUCAGGACGAUGGUUGCCAUAGCAGAAUAUUUAAUUUCCACAUAA